Molecule: messenger RNA, 1782 nt
Organism: Fusarium falciforme
Lineage: Eukaryota; Fungi; Ascomycota; Sordariomycetes; Hypocreales; Nectriaceae
Product: Deoxyribodipyrimidine photo-lyase
Exons: 3
Coding region: 1-1782 (593 amino acids)
Biological process (GO): circadian regulation of gene expression; entrainment of circadian clock by photoperiod
Cellular component (GO): nucleus; cytoplasm
Molecular function (GO): DNA binding; FAD binding
Source: RefSeq, a predicted model, not a curated record
AUGUCCCCGAAGCAAUCCAAGCGCAAAGCUUCGGCGGCGCAAAACGGAACUUCUGCAAAAAAGGCAAAGACUGCCAACGCCAACGGCUCCAGCUCUGAUGGCCUGCGCCUGCCUCAUUACAAGGCCCAGGAGGCCGAAGAGAACAACAUCGUGAUUCGAAAGUUUUAUCCCCCUGAGAUGAGCAAUGCGCGAGCCCGCGCCUACAACAACAAUGAGAUUCCGCGACCGAUCGAGACACUUAUCGGCGCCCUCGAGGACACAGCGAAUGAGCGACACCGAGUCGAUGUCAAGGAUGCCGUUGUUCACUGGUUCAAGAUGGACUUGCGCAUUUCAGACAACAAGGCGCUGGCACUUGCUAGCGACAAGGCAAAGCAGGCUGGGGUUCCUCUGAUUGCCAUGUUUAUCGUCAGUCCCCAGGAUUACGAGGCGCAUUUGAGGGCGCCUGUCCGAGUUGAUUUCAUGCUGCGAACCCUUGCCGUACUCAAAGAAGAUCUAGCCAAGCUUGACAUUCCUCUCUACGUGGAGACAGUCGAAAAACGAAGAAGUAUUCCAGACCGUAUCCUCGAGCUUAUGGACGAAUGGGGCGCAAGUCAUAUGUACGCCAACAUGGAGUAUGAGGUCGAUGAGCUUCGACGUGAAGCUGCCAUGGUCCGGGAUUUUGCAGAAAACGGCAAGGCUUUCGAAGUUGUCCACGACACUUGUGUCGUUCCUCCGGGACAGUUACAAACUGGUGCCGGGAAGCAGUACGCCGUCUACACGCCAUGGUAUCGCGCAUGGGUUGCCCAUAUCCACGAGGACCCCGACCUCCUUGAGCUAUACGAUCCGCCAGAGAAGAACCCGGCCAGCGCUCGCAAAAAAUUCAAGAAGCUCUUUGAUGCUCAGAUCCCAGAUGCUCCCAAGAACAAGCAGCUGGACAACCAGGAAAAGAAGCGAUUGCGCUCGCUUUGGCCAUGUGGAGAGCAUGAGGCGAAGAAGCGUCUGGGCAAGUUUUGCGAGGAGAUGAUUGGAAACUAUCACAAGAAGCGAAACAUUCCCUCGGAUUUGGGAACAUCAUGUUUGUCGGUUCACCUGGCCUCUGGAACAAUCAGUGCCAGGACAUGUGUGCGGACUGCUCGCGACAGGAACAAGACUAAGAAGCUCAACGGCGGCAGUGAGGGCAUUCAGACUUGGAUCAGUGAAGUUGCAUGGCGAGACUUUUAUAAGCAUGUUCUUGUGAACUGGCCAUACGUUUGCAUGAACAAACCUUUCAAGCCCGAGUACUCCAACAUUUCUUGGUCCUACGACGAAGAACACUUUGCUGCUUGGUGCGAAGGCCGAACAGGCUUCCCGAUUGUCGACGCAGCGAUGCGCCAGAUGAAGCACCUAGGCUACAUGCACAACCGAUGUCGCAUGAUUGUCGCCUGUUUCCUUGCCAAGGAUCUCUUGAUCGAUUGGCGGAAAGGAGAACGCUUCUUUAUGGAAAGCUUGAUUGACGGCGACUUUGCGAGCAACAACGGUGGCUGGGGGUUCUCGGCGAGCGUUGGAGUAGAUCCUCAGCCAUACUUUAGGAUCUUCAACCCUCUGCUCCAGAGCGAAAAGUUUGACCCCGAUGGUGACUACAUCCGCAAAUGGGUACCCGAGCUCAGGGACUGCAACAAAAAGGAGGUUCACGACCCCUACAACCGAGGCGCUGGUCCUAAGGCGAAGAAGAAUGGAUAUCCAAAGGCGAUUGUUGAGCACAAGGGUUGUCGAGAGAGGGCUUUGGAGGCAUACAAGGAGGGUAUACACGUUGGCGACAUGUAG